Molecule: messenger RNA, 432 nt
Organism: Miscanthus lutarioriparius
Lineage: Eukaryota; Viridiplantae; Streptophyta; Magnoliopsida; Poales; Poaceae
Source: the annotation of a GenBank genome assembly
AUGUCAACAGCUUGCAGCGAAGAACAACGCACGAGAGAGGAAAGGAAUAGAAAACAACAUGAGUACCGCGCUAGGAUUAGGGCUCAAGAAUCAAGCGAGCAAAGGGAGGAGAGAAAUAAGAGGCAGCAGGAGUACCAGCGGGACUACCGUGCUCGGCGAAAUACACAAACAACGGCACCUCCUAAUGCACCAGAUCAGCCAGCAGCGCAAUAUCCAACUUAUGGGACAACGACAUCAGCCGUUCUGCAACCAAUUAAUGAAGGAUAUUUUUCCGCCCCAAACAUGAAUUCUAUUGACGUUAAUAUGACCCCAUGUACGUCAAUUCAAGGAGUGCAUAAAUCACCAUUUCAGACGGGGAAUUCCAGAAUUUUUACUGGCCCAACCUCAGUUCAGGACAAAGAAAAUCAAACCCCAUGCGAUGCUUCGGAAUAG